CAUUGUUAGUGGCAGUGAAGCCAGUGAGGCGGAGGAGAAGCGACCCAGGGGCCACCAGCAGUUCUCCGGGCUGCAGCCAUGGUCCAGACGUGCUCAGCGUAUGGCUGUAAGAACCGCUACCACAAAGACAAAGAUAUUUCGUUUCAUAAAUUUCCGCUGGCGCGUCCAGAUGUUUGUGGUAAAUGGGUCGCUGCGAUGAGGAGGAACAACUUCAAACCAACAAAGUACAGCAACAUCUGCUCACAGCACUUCACCAAAGACUGCUUCAAGAGGGAGUGUAACAACCGGGUCCUGAAGGAGAACGCCGUCCCAUCGCUCUUCAUCUUCAGCCUCACCAGUAAGUCAGAAUCCCUGGAGGAUCCCUUUGCCUCUGAGAUCGACUUCCCGCUCCCUCUGACCUCCGACCCGGCAGUGGAAGAGGAGCCCGACAGGAGCAUGGCCGACUCCUGCAGCAGCACCACAACGGCGAUGGUCUCCUGCGACCACAACUACACGGCCGAGGACUCGGCGCAGCAGAAGAAGCGCAUCGAGCAGCUGGAGGUGCAGGUGGAGCAUCUCAGGAAGAAGCUGAAGACCACGCAGCAGAAGUGUCGACGGCAGGAGAGGAAGCUGAAGAGGCUGAAGGCAGCCUGCGAGGGCCCCAGGGCCGGCCGGGAGGCCGCCAGGGCCAGCCGGGAGAGCCCCAGGGCCGGCCGGGGUAGUCCCAGGGCCAAUCGUGAUAUCCCCAGGGCUGGCCAGGAAGGACCCAAGGCAGGCUGUGAGGCUCUGCCGGCGUUGGGAGACGGAUACGUGAUUUUACCCAAACACAUCUACCACGCGCUCAAAGGCAUGGAGUGAUGAGGAGAGGAAGAGAUGAUGGAGUUUUGUGGAUUUAAAGUUAAAUGAACUUUUCUUCACUGGGAUUAAUUAUCAGAAACAUCUUAAAUCCCAAACUCCUGGUCCAGCUGCUGUUUAACGCUGCUUUGGUGGCCUCGUUCGACCCAGACUUUGAACUGAACACUAAGACGAGACUGACGCUCAGAUCAGUGAAAGCUUUUAUUUUUAUACCGUUUCUACAGGGACUGAGCUGUGAAAUAAAAGAUGUGAGUAUCCUAAACUUCUGUGGGUAUUUUUCCACAGUUCAGGUCUGAUUCGUGGUACAUUUGGUCUGAACGCUUUUAUUUUUCUACUUUUUAUGUAAACUGGGUUAAAAAAAAUAAAGUGGACUUUUGCGAACCUG
Molecule: messenger RNA, 1219 nt
Organism: Melanotaenia boesemani (Boeseman's rainbowfish)
Lineage: Eukaryota; Metazoa; Chordata; Actinopteri; Atheriniformes; Melanotaeniidae
Gene: thap1
Product: THAP domain containing, apoptosis associated protein 1
Exons: 3
Coding region: 79-837 (252 amino acids)
Molecular function (GO): sequence-specific DNA binding
Source: RefSeq, a predicted model, not a curated record